Suncus etruscus (white-toothed pygmy shrew) is the source of this 960-nucleotide messenger RNA. Its product is annotated as putative speedy protein E7. Gene Ontology annotation, biological process: positive regulation of cyclin-dependent protein serine/threonine kinase activity. Gene Ontology annotation, molecular function: protein kinase binding. Lineage: Eukaryota; Metazoa; Chordata; Mammalia; Eulipotyphla; Soricidae. The record is from RefSeq and is a predicted model, not a curated record. The coding region runs from base 1 to 960 and encodes 319 amino acids. The transcript is spliced from 8 exons.
AUGGUGCAGUCGGUGGGGCGGUUGCAGGAUAAACAUGUCCGGAGGCGAGGCGAGGUGAGGCGGCCGGAAGCAGAGCACCUGGCCGCUUCCGGCCGGCUGGCAGGCUGGCUGGCGGUGAUGUUUAGUGUGAAAGAUGACAAAAAAGAGUAUGAAAAGUCAUCAGAGUCAUCAUACACAUCCUGUGUCCAGUUGCUCUUGCCCAGCCCCAAGCUUCCUGUGAUGGAAAGUAUUAUUGAAGUUUGCUCAUCGGACUCAGCACCUUCAAAAAGGAAGCACCAGGAGAUGGCCUCUAGUUCAGCAACUUCUAUUGCUGAACCUGAGAGGAAAAUCAAAAGGAGGAGAGGCAAGAAGGAAAGGCUCUUAACCAAGGAGGUUAAGACAGCCAGCCAGAAGAGCCUGACAGCUGUUGCGAAUGCCACCUCCAUCAAGGAGCCCUCAAUACUGGAACCCAGGAGGAAGCAAACAAAGAAGAGUAAUGAAUGGACCAUCAAUUACUCAGAGAACAGAAAGCUGUGGAUGAGCAAGCGGAGAAGCUCCAGUUACCGUCCUGAAGACCUGGAAGCCUUCUUCCGACUUCUAGAGGAUUCCAUCAUCCAGAGAUUUUUGGAAGACGACAAUUACUUCAAAGGGUCUGACAAGUAUCUGCUCUCCAUGUUGGUGGAAUAUUUUGGCCGAGUUGGACUGCCUGGACACCUCUACAAUAGGAUCCACUUCUUUCUGGCCCUCUACAUUGCCUCUGAAAUGGAGGAGGCCGACCCUACCUCCCAGUGGAUCAUCCUCCAGUCCCUGCUGGGCAGGGAGAACAUGGAUAAACUCCGCAAGGAGUUUCUCAAGCUGAGGAUGGAGUUCUUCCAGGCCAUGGAAUACCGAGCCUGGGUCAGCCCAGAGCUCUGUGAGGAGAUCCAGGCCCAGAACCCACAGCACUGGGUCUGGAGGCGGGUGCGCCAGUGCACCCCCUAG